This is a messenger RNA of Callorhinus ursinus (northern fur seal), 1437 nucleotides long. It is a transcript of the gene BTBD17, whose product is annotated as BTB domain containing 17. The record is from RefSeq and is a predicted model, not a curated record. Lineage: Eukaryota; Metazoa; Chordata; Mammalia; Carnivora; Otariidae. Gene Ontology annotation, molecular function: protein binding.
AUGCUUCGCUUGGGCUCUGCCAAGCCUGGGUCCUGGGCCAGCUUCUGGGCCAUCCUGACCUUGGUGGGGCUGGCCUCUCGAGCAGCUCAGAGAGCCGAUGUGGGCAGCGAGGCCACGGGCACCCCCAUCAACCACUCCCAGACGCUGCUCCAGCGCUUGCAGGAGCUGCUAAGGCAGGGCAACGCCAGCGACGUGGUUCUGCGGGUGCAGGCGGUGGGUACCGACGAGGUCCGCGUCUUCCACACGCACCGCCUGCUGCUCGGCCUGCACAGUGAGCUGUUCCGGGAGCUGCUGAGGAACCAGAGCGAGGUGGCGCUUCAGGAGCCCCGGGACUGUGCUGCCGUCUUCGACAAGUUCAUCAGGUACCUCUACUGCGGGGAGCUGACCGUGCUGUUGGCCCAGGCCAUCCCCCUGCACAGGCUGGCCACCAAGUACGGCGUGGCCUCCCUGCAGCGCGGCGUGGCCGACUACAUGCGCACGCACCUGGCGGGCGGCGCGGGCCCGGCGGUGGGCUGGUACCACUACGCGGUGAGCACCGGGGACGAAGCCCUGCGCCAGAGCUGCUUACAGUUCCUGGCCUGGAACCUGUCGGCCGUGGCAGCGAGCGCAGAGUGGGGCGCUGUGAGCCCCGAGCUGCUGGCGCAGCUCCUGCCGCGCUCGGACCUGGUGCUGCAGGACGAGCUGGAGCUGUUCCACGCGCUCGAGGCGUGGCUGGGCCGCACCCGGCCACCCCCCGCCGUGGCCGAGCGCGCGCUGCGAGCCAUCCGCUACCCCAUGAUCCCGCCCGCGCAGCUCUUCCAGCUUCAGGCGCGCUCGGCGGCCCUCGCGCGCCACGGCGAGGCGGUGGCCGACCUGCUGCUGCAGGCCUACCAGUUCCACGCCGCCUCGCCGCUGCACUUCGCCAAGUUCUUCGACGUCAACGGCAGCGCCUUCCUGCCCCGCAACUACCUCGCGCCCGCCUGGGGCGCCCCGUGGGUCAUCAACAACCCGGCCCGGGACGACCGCAGCACCAGCUUCCAGACGCAGCUGGGCCCGAGCGGCCACGACGCGGGCCGCCGGGUCACGUGGAACGUGCUCUUCUCGCCGCGCUGGCUGCCUGUCAGCCUGCGGCCCGUCUACGCGGACACCGCGGGCACCGCGCUGCCCGCCGCGCGCCCGGAGGACGGCCGGCCGCGCCUGGUGGUCACGCCGGCCACCAGCGGCGGCGACGCCGCGGGCGUGAGCUUCCAGAAGACCGUGCUGGUGGGGGCGCGCCAGCACGGCCGCCUGCUGGUCCGCCACGCCUACAGCUUCCACCAGAGCAGCGAGGAGGCGGGCGACUUCCUGGCGCACGCCGACCUGCAGCGGCGCAACUCCGAGUACCUGGUGGAGAACGCCCUGCACCUCCACCUCAUCGUCAAGCCGGUCUACCACACCCUCAUCCGGACCCCCAAGUAG